Messenger RNA from Orycteropus afer afer, 4379 nucleotides. The record is from RefSeq and is a predicted model, not a curated record. NCBI's taxonomy places the organism in Eukaryota, Metazoa, Chordata, Mammalia, Tubulidentata, Orycteropodidae.
GGGUGUCUCUGUGCCUCCCAUUCUGCUUUUUGGUCCGCCUCCUCCCUCUACGAAAGAUUAGCGAGCACCCAUCCUUUUCAGCCCGGGCAUCCCCACCACCACCUCCGCCACCAUCUCUCUCCAUUUAUCUCCUCCUCUCCCCGCCCUCUCUUCUCCUUCUCUCUUCUCCCUGCCCCUUUAAAUCUGCCUAGCCCAGCCUCCCCCGUGAUGCUGGGAUGGAGCAAACAUUGAUUUGAUUUGUGCUGGGAUGGAAUCAGAAUUUUGAUUUUUUUUUCUUCCCCCAACCAUAAGAAGAAAAAAAAUAAUAAAAACACCCCCUUUUGAUAGCUCCCUCCCCCUUCCCACCCAGCUUCCAGAUCCUCUUCCUUAUCUCCAUCCAAGGCAGAUUUUUUUUUCCUACACUAUUCUCAUCUUCCCCCCAUCACUGCCACUACCCCCUCCCCACCUCCAGCUUGCUUCUCGAUCUGAGGAGAGAGGGUAUUCUCGCCCGCGGCUCUCCCACCUUCGCGCUCUGGGUUGGAACAGUCUCUCCGGAAGGGGAGGGGGUUGCUGGUCCAGGGUGAAGUGGGAGUGGAGGUAUCCAGCCAUGGAUGUUAUCCUUAGGAGGCAGCCUGAGCCCCAGCCCACAUGGGAAGCCAAAGAACCCAGGCGGAAAGGUCCUAAAAGCAGCCAGGAAAGGGGGUGGCCUCAGACCCUGCCCAGCCGCCUCCCAGGACCCCCCAAACUGUCAUCCACGCUCGGCACUCGACACUUUGGGGUUCUGGCCACUCAGGAUGAGGGUCCAGCCCUGCCUGCCCGCGCUGGGGCUCCCCCGCCCGGCCCCGGUCUAACUGCCCCCGCCCCCAGGCCUCGCCCGAUUCCCAGGCCCCCAGCCGGCUCUCCAGCCCCAGGAUGCUCUGAGCCGCUGGGGGGCUGAGACCACGCCAACUACAUGCAUGUCCCCCGGGGGCAAGUUCGACUUUGACGACGGGGGCUGCUACGUGGGGGGCUGGGAGGCGGGGCGGGCACAUGGCUACGGCGUGUGCACCGGGCCUGGCGCCCAGGGCGAGUACAGUGGCUGCUGGGCGCAUGGCUUCGAAUCACUGGGCGUCUUCACGGGGCCCGGUGGACACAGCUACCAGGGCCACUGGCAGCAGGGCAAGCGCGAAGGGCUGGGCGUGGAGCGCAAGAGCCGCUGGACGUACCGCGGCGAGUGGCUGGGCGGGCUGAAGGGGCGCAGCGGCGUGUGGGAGAGCGUGUCCGGCCUGCGCUACGCCGGGCUCUGGAAGGACGGCUUCCAGGACGGCUACGGCACCGAGACCUACUCCGACGGAGGCACCUACCAGGGCCAGUGGCAGGCCGGAAAGCGCCACGGCUACGGGGUGCGCCAGAGUGUGCCCUACCAUCAGGCGGCGCUCCUGCGCUCGCCCCGCCGCACCUCCCUGGACUCGGGCCACAGCGACCCCCCGACGCCACCUCCGCCCUUGCCCCUGCCGGGCGACGAGGGAGGCAGCCCGGCCUCAGGCUCCCGGGGAGGCUUCGUGUUGGCUGGGCCCGGGGACGCAGAUGGCGCGGCCUCCCGAAAGCGCACCCCUGCGGCCGGCGGUUUCUUCCGCCGCUCGUUGCUGCUCAGCGGGCUCCGGGCGGGCGGGCGCCGCAGCUCCCUGGGCAGCAAGCGGGGCUCUCUGCGCAGCGAGGUGAGCAGUGAGGUGGGCAGCACAGGACCCCCGGGUUCCGAGGCCAGCGGGCCGCCGGCCCCAGCGCCGCCCGCCCUCAUCGAGGGCUCGGCCACUGAGGUGUACGCGGGAGAAUGGCGUGCAGACCGGCGCAGCGGCUAUGGCGUGAGCCAGCGCUCCAACGGGCUGCGUUAUGAGGGCGAGUGGCUGGGCAACCGGCGGCACGGCUAUGGGCGCACCACCCGCCCCGACGGCUCUAGAGAAGAGGGCAAGUACAAGCGCAACAGGCUGGUGCAUGGGGGGCGUGUCCGCAGCCUCCUGCCCCUGGCCCUUCGGCGGGGCAAAGUCAAGGAGAAGGUGGACAGGGCUGUCGAAGGUGCACGUCGAGCUGUGAGCGCUGCCCGCCAGCGCCAGGAGAUCGCCGCAGCCAGGGCAGCAGACGCCCUCCUAAAGGCAGUGGCUGCCAGCAGUGUCGCUGAGAAGGCUGUGGAGGCAGCUCGAAUGGCCAAACUGAUAGCCCAGGACCUGCAACCCAUGUUAGAAGCCCCAGGCCACAGACCCAGGCAGGAUUCAGAAGGUUCCGACACAGAGCCCUUGGAUGAGGACAGCCCUGGGGUAUAUGAGAAUGGACUGACCCCCUCAGAGGGCUCCCCUGAACUGCCCAGCAGUCCUGCCUCCUCUCGCCAACCCUGGCGACCCCCCGCCUGCCGAAGCCCACUGCCUCCUGGAGGGGACCGGGGUCCCUUCUCUAGCCCCAAAGCUUGGCCCGAGGAGUGGGGGGGGCCAGGUGAGCAGGCAGAGGAACUAGCUGGCUAUGAAGCUGAGGAUGAGGCUGGGAUGCAGGGGCCAGGGCCCAGAGACGGUUCUCCACUCCUCGGAGGCUGCAGUGACAGUUCAGGAAGUCUUCAAGAGGAAGAGGGGGAAGAUGAAGAGCCCUUGCCACAGCUGAGGGCCCCAGGAGGCUCAGAGCCUGGACCCUCAGCCACUCCUGUCCUGAGGGGCACAUCCUCCAGAGGUCCUGAUGCUGAGCACCUGAUGGAAGAGCUUGAGGAGCCUGCUGCAACCGAGAGGCCUGCCCAGCCGGGAGCUGCCAACCUCCUGGUGGUGGGAGCCGUGGCCCUCCUGGACCUCAGCCUGGCAUUCCUGUUCUCCCAGCUCCUCACCUGAGGCUACUUCCUGGCCUAGUUCUGGCUUUGGUUGCUGCCUCUUUGCCCCUUGGACUUACCUUUUCCUCUUUUCCUCCUCCUGGUUGUUUUUUCUACCUUUUCUCUUCUCCUUUUCCUUUUUGAUCCCUCUUUGUUUUUAUCUAUUGCUUUUUCUUUGUCCCUCUCUCAGAUUAUCUCAUUUAUUCUGGAUCUGUCUCUGUCUUCCUCAUUCCUUUCCCAAUCCCAACCCUUUCUCUUUCUCUAGAUUGUUUACAUAUGAAGGGCUUUUCUCUCUCAGAGUUGUUCUCUUCUCUGAGACAUACAAAUCAAGUCAGACCAUUGCCCCACCCCCUCCCCUUUUUGUUAGACCUAAACUUCACUGAGGGUGGGUUUGGUGUCUUCAGGAGUCUCCUGGAAGCUGAAUGGAAAGGAGAAAGAAAGUAGAAAAGGGGGUGACUGACUACUGGGCAAGGUAUUGGCUGAGCUGCUGUCACUCCCUGACCCAAAGUGCCAGGUGUCCCUCUGGGGCCUUGUGAAAAACUGGAGGAGGUCAGACUCCACCUCUUAUCUUGGAGGAUCUUAUCUCGCUUCCAAGCACUGAGCUAGGUUCUUGCCUAACUCAAUCCUUCCCUGAGGGAGAUAUGGGAUGUGGAAGGUAGAAUGACUCCCUAACUUCUCCCUCUUUCUUUCCUCACAGCCAGCCCCGCCUCCAACCCCUUAUGGUGGCAUGCCAAGAGCAAAUGUAAAGGAACAAAAAAUAUCCAAUGCAACCAAGUUCCACCCCCUCCCUAACUUUGCCACUGACCUGUCCCACCCUUCUGUGUCCCCCUAAGUUUGGUUGGUCUGGACUCACUUGUGGCCUUUGAUUAAAUUCCUAAGGGACCUGAAGAAGGCAUUUCUACUGCAAAGGGUUAGAAGCACUUAAGCAAGUGCCUCACUCCCCAACUCUGUCAGCUGUGGUGGGGGGAGGCAUUUUUGGGAGAUGGAACUAGAUGACAGGAGCUCACAGAGCUGCACAAGCUGUGACAAGUUUAAUUCUCUCAGAAUGGGUGAUAACUCUUCCCCCAUCACAUCAGAAUCUUGUGAAAUGGGAAGACAAACAACAGGAGGGGAUCAAAAAACCUGACCCCUCCCACACUUUCAAGGCAAGGCAGAGGUAGGAGUCAAAACUAGGGUGAGAGGUGGGUGGAGAUCCCUGUUUGAGGUUGUGUCUGAUCCCUGGUACUAGCUUUCCCUCUGGGGGCAGGAAGCCCUAGGAAAAGGGGACUGUAAGACCCCCUCAGGGGCUCUUUCCUCCCUCCCCUGCAUGAGGCAGAGGCAAGCUGCCUACCAAUCCCUUCCCUCAAGGAAUGGCCUUGCCUGGGAAUGCCCACCACACACAUACACCUUCUUUUUUUCUAGUCAAACUCUGUUUAUUCCUUGGCCUGCCUCCCUCCAUCCUCCCCUCUCAAACUUUACUUCUGAUUUCUAUUUCAUGGAAUUUGGGACUGAAGUUAAACAACAACAGUGCCACCAACACCCAGUCUUGCAGGAAAAAAAAAAAUUAACAAAAAAUAUAUUAAUAAAAAAGUUCAAAAAA